Molecule: messenger RNA, 1052 nt
Organism: Lobosporangium transversale
Lineage: Eukaryota; Fungi; Mortierellomycota; Mortierellomycetes; Mortierellales; Mortierellaceae
Product: velvet factor
Exons: 4
Coding region: 95-721 (208 amino acids)
Source: RefSeq, a predicted model, not a curated record
UUACUAAAUUACAAUUAACUCCGCAGUUAUCAAAGCCGAGCUGCAUUUACUGAUAUCUUUAUGGUCCUGGUUAAUUGAAGCUUAUUCACAUUCAAUGAUAUAUAUCCGUCUUGAUAGGACUUACGAGCUCCAGAUGGCCCAAAACCCUAUUCGGGCAAGGAUGUGCGGGUUUGGUGAAAAGGACAGGAGACCUAUGGAUCCCCCGCCAAUAGUCCGGCUUAUUGUUAGAAAUGAAGAUGGCACGCCAAUAGAUGUCAGCCAAAUGGAUGUCAAUUUUUACAUGGUGAUGGCGGACAUUUAUUCCGCGGAUACGAAAACCCCAUGCACAUUGGUCACCAAUCCGGUAUCAUCGGUGCAGUCGACGCAAGCACCAGCUACAGGGCAAUCUGCAGGCGAAUCUGUGUUAAGCUUGACGCCUACACCGCCAAUGGCGAGCCGCAACUUGACUGGCUCUACUGUCGCGUCUGGCAACUUACUGACAAAUCUCGAGAAUGAAACUGGAGUAUAUUUUGUUUUUCAGGAUAUCAGUGUUAGAAGUGAAGGCGCAUACACUCUUAAAUUUUCUUUUACAUUACCUCCGACACCUGGUGGUCCACCUUCUCCAGUUAGAGCUACAGUCUUCUCAGAGCCUUUCACCAUUUAUUCUGCCAAGCGGUUCCCUGGGAUGACUGGUAAGGUUAUUUUAUAUAUAUAUUUUUUUUCUGUAAAGUUGAAGUACUAAUAAUGAUUGUAUAUAUGCAUGCAAAAAAAAAAAAAAAAAAAAAAAAAAAAGAAUCGACGGCACUCUCGAAAUGCUUUGCCAAACAAGGAAUCAAAAUACCUAUCCGCAAGGAGCCUCGGAUCAGCAAAAGUAAGCGACUAGCAGAGCUGGCAAGCGGUAGCAACAGUCGUGGUGGUGUAGUUUCUGAAAGUGAUGACGAUGACGAUGGUCAAGGAUAGAUGUAGUAAUUUUGAAUAUCUUGGCUUAAGAUUAUCAUAGCUCUGACAAACUAAGUUCAAGACUUUAUCUUAAUUUUUUUUUUUUUAACCUGGCAACUUGACAUAGACCAUUU